Molecule: messenger RNA, 792 nt
Organism: Protobothrops mucrosquamatus (brown spotted pit viper)
Lineage: Eukaryota; Metazoa; Chordata; Lepidosauria; Squamata; Viperidae
Product: trypsin-3-like
Exons: 5
Coding region: 1-792 (263 amino acids)
Biological process (GO): proteolysis
Molecular function (GO): serine-type endopeptidase activity
Source: RefSeq, a predicted model, not a curated record
AUGAAACAAUUAUUUUGGGGGUUACUUCUGGUGAGCUCAGCAGUCUUGUCACAGGAAAGUACCGGUGACCGAAUCAUAGGCGGCUAUGACUGCAAAUCAAAUUCCCGUCCAUUCCAGGCAGCCAUUGUAACUGGAAAUAAAGGCAAUUGGAGGAUUUAUUGUGGAGCAAGCUUGGUGCACCCAUGUUGGGUGCUGACAGCGGCCCAUUGUAGAGCCAAACAAAGAGUGAAGGUGUGUUUAGGAAAGCACAAUCUAAAAAAGGUUGAACCAACAGAGCAGUGCAUGGAUGUCGCUCAAGCUAUCCCCCAUCCAGAAUACAAUAAAAAGAAAAUGAACAAGGAUUACAUGCUUAUUCGGCUUAAACCCUGUGCCAUAAUAACUAAAGCAGUUAAUGUCACACGGCUGCCUACCCGUUGCCCAAAAGAUGGGCAACGAUGUACUGUUUCGGGCUGGGGCACGAUCAAAUCACCUCAAAACAAACUUCCAGCAAAGAUGCAGUGUGCAAAUGUCAGCAUUGUUCCAUAUAAUCAAUGCAAUAAAGCAUAUUUUGGUAGGAUCACUUCACACAUGUUGUGUGCCGGAGUACCUCAAGGAGGCGUUGACUCUUGCCAGGGUGACUCUGGAGGCCCUCUUGUCUGCAAUGGGCUACUUGAAGGUGUGGUUUCUUGGGGGAAGUCUGUGUGUGCUCAAAAAGGGAAUCCAGGAGUCUAUGCCAAAGUCUGCUGUGUUGUCCCGUGGAUUCAGAACACAAUUAAGAACUGGAUACGCUCUUUCUAUGAUGGAUUUGAAUAG